AUGGAUCUGGAGAAUCGUAUUAAGGCGUAUCGGCUUGUCAUCUAUUCGGCGAUCACAUUUUCCGUGGUGGCUGUGAUUUCCGUUUGUAUUACACUUCCAAUGGCCUACAACUAUGUGCGUCAUAUGAAACAAUUUAUGCUCACAGAAGUCAACUUUUGUAAGGAUUCGGCUCGAGACAUUUGGUCAGAAGUGGAUCAUCUUAAAACUAUAACGAUACAGUCAAACAGAACAGUACGCCAGAUCGAAUACGGAUCCUGCCAAGCAUGUUGUACCGGUGGCCAACCUGGUCCUCCAGGUACACCCGGGCAACCAGGCCGGCCGGGAAAUCCAGGUGCUCCUGGACUCCCCGGAAAACCUGGUCGUCCUCCAGUUCAGCCAUGUGAACAAAUACCAAUUCCACCGUGUAGGCCUUGUCCACCAGGUCAACCUGGACGCCCAGGAGGACCAGGAUUACCUGGGGAACCAGGGGCGCCUGGAAAGCCGGGUCCAUCAGGAGAAGAUGGGCAACCAGGUUCUCCAGGACCAAAGGGACUUCCUGGACCGCCUGGAAAAAGUGGAAAGCCAGGAAGUCCAGGUCAACCGGGGGUGACUCCGCCAUCGGAGCCACUCAUGCCUGGUCCGCCUGGACCACCCGGUCCACCAGGACCUCAGGGACCACCGGGAGCAAAUGGACCUCCUGGUCGUAAUGGUGCUCCAGGACCACCCGGUGGAAAAGGUCCAAGAGGACAAGACGGAUUACCGGGAGAACCUGGAAGAGCUGGACGUCCGGGACAACCAGGGCCACCAGGACCGCCAGGCGAACGUGGAAUUUGUCCAAAAUACUGUUCGUUAGACGGUGGUGUGUUUUUUGAAGACGGCACACGUCGCUAA
Messenger RNA from Angiostrongylus costaricensis, 870 nucleotides. Lineage: Eukaryota; Metazoa; Nematoda; Chromadorea; Rhabditida; Metastrongylidae. The record is from the annotation of a GenBank genome assembly.